UUAUGAGGUAUCACAUGGAUGAGUCCAUUCGUGAUAGUAUUCCUCAAACUGAAAAUGCAAAAGAUUUUCUUGCUGCCAUUAAGGAAAAGUAUAAGAAGUUCUCAAAGAAUGAGAAAAAUGAGUGCUUAACUUUGUUCCAUCGCACUAAUUACACUGAUACGGGUGACAUUAGAGCUCACAUUGACAAGCUCAUGGGUUGUUACCAAAAGCUUAAAGGCAUGGGAUUGGAUCUUGGUGAGGAUUACAUGGUGUGGUUUGUAAUGGAAACCAUUCCUUCUCAAUUUGAUUCGAUCAGAUCAAGCUACAAUGCUCAAAAGGAGCAGUGGACCAUUGAGGAGAUGACUGCUAUUCUUGCCAAAGAAGAAGAGGACAUGAAAAAGGGGAGAGCAAGAAGUAUCUCCAUGGUGACCAAUCCAAACAAUUCUCACAAGAGAAAGUUCACUCCCAACAACUCUAGUGACCAAAGGUUUCAUAAGAAGAAAGCCACCAAUCCUAAGGGAAAUGGACAAGCAAGCUCUUCUUCAACUGGUCAUAAGAAUGAGUUUUUCAAAGGAAAGUGCAACUUUUGUCAAUGCUUCGGGCAUAAGAAAGCUGAUUGCCGAAAGCUCAAAGCUCACUUAGAGAAGAAAGGCAGUGACAAGUCGAAGAAGGCCGAGUAGGUUGGAGGAGUAUGUGUACAUGGGAGACGAUACUAAAGUCAGAGUUGAAUUUUUUGGGACUGUUAAUCUG
This is a messenger RNA of Cannabis sativa, 729 nucleotides long. RefSeq lists its product as uncharacterized. NCBI's taxonomy places the organism in Eukaryota, Viridiplantae, Streptophyta, Magnoliopsida, Rosales, Cannabaceae. The transcript is spliced from 2 exons. The record is from RefSeq and is a predicted model, not a curated record. The coding region runs from base 3 to 659 and encodes 218 amino acids.